Messenger RNA from Alternaria rosae, 1917 nucleotides. RefSeq lists its product as uncharacterized. Lineage: Eukaryota; Fungi; Ascomycota; Dothideomycetes; Pleosporales; Pleosporaceae. The record is from RefSeq and is a predicted model, not a curated record. Bases 498 to 1853 code for a protein of 451 amino acids. Gene Ontology annotation, molecular function: protein binding. The transcript has a single exon.
ACUUAGGUGCACCCUCCCGCCGUUCCCCGCGUCCUCAUGAUCCGACAUCUUUGCAACAUCUGUGGCAAGCAAGUAACAACAGGGACACUCAUCUUGUGGACUCCAGUGACUCUUCAAAUAAGCAGUACGACUCCCGUGAAGACUACUUCGGCUGCGUUGCUUGAGCUUCGCGACACCCGUCAUAAGUACACGCCCAGCUGAGCUGACAACCAUCCCCACCGCUUAGCUAUUCUUGAGCGAAAGCUGGAGGCUCUUACCCAACAUGUUACAGGGUCCAUGUAGUAGCUCCAAAAGGUAGCUGCAACGCGACUGGGGGCGGCAUGUUUUGCGCAAUCGUUUCACCUCCAGCUUCACGAUCAGGUCGCGUUUCAAGUUCCCAUCCAAAAGUUCGAGACCUCUUUAUACAAAAACGAAACCGCUACCCAUACUGUUCUUUUGCUCAUGCAUCUUCACAUUGACUGAACACAGAACCCACUCCAAAUUCCCACCCCAUCAUCAUGAAGUCAGCUAUUGGUCUGAGCUUGCUAGGAAGCGCGCUCGCACUAUCGAACGAGAAAGUCGGCUUUGUUGCACAACAGCCUCUCAUACAAGAUGCUUGCCCGUCAAAUCAUCUACUUGACAACGGCAAAUGCCUGCCUUUGGCAUAUGGCAACUCACCAGCAUCAGUAGCAUUCCAGUCCAACACCUCCGACCCCUCGCCUCACACAAAUUCCCUAGAAGACGCCCGGGCGUUAGCCUCUCAAACAGAAAACUUCCCUUGGACAUUCUGGCCAGAAUGUUUCACAAACGAAAAAGUCGCAGAGCCCUACUGCGUCUUCAGCAAACAAGACUUCGCAUCAGGGCGAGGCAUCUUCAUCGUAACCGCACGUACCUUCGCCUACGCCAUGCUACAACACGACGCAUUCAAGCGCCCAGAAACCCUCGAGCGCAUCAACCACUACGAGAACCCACCAUUCUACCAACAUGAAUUCCCAGGAAAAGGAAGAGGCCUAGUCGCCAACAAGACCCUCCAGCGAGGCGACCAGAUCUUCGCUUCCACCCCCAUUCUCAUCACAGACCCCGAUCUAUACGACCUACCCGAAUCUGAGCGCCUUGCGCUGAUACAUCGCGGUAUCGACACACUUCCGAAGUCGACGCAGUCGUUGUUCUGGGAGCUCAUGGGCCACACGCCCGAUGCCGAUGAGAUAGACGACCGCAUCACGACCAACAACUUCGAAGUCGCUAUCGACGGUAUCUCGCAAUCCGCGCUCUUCCCCGAGAUUGCUAUGCUGAACCACGACUGCCGACCUAACGCUGCGUACUUCUUCGAUGAAAAGACGCUGACGCACUACGUCCAUGCUAUCCGGCCCAUCUACCCCGGCGAGGAAAUCACAAUAACAUACAUCAACAACGAGCUACCGCGUGCAAGGCGUAUGCGCGGUUUGGAAAAGAACUGGGGGUUUAAGUGUUCCUGCUCAACGUGUACUGCACAUGCUUCUUUGGUUGCAGAGUCUGAUUCGAGGCUCGAACAAAUCGCUGCUCUUGAAAAGGAUGUUCUCAACGAUUGGACGGAAUCUUCGUCUGCGACGCCCGCCACAGCAGAGCUUCUUGUUAGUUUGUAUAAGCAAGAGCGUCUCGAUGCUAGUCUCGCGACGGCGUACCAGCAUGCUGCGGAAGUGUAUAGUAGUUUUGGGAUGAAGUGGGAGGCAGUUCGGUACGCGAGGUUGAGUGUAGAGAUGAGCAUGCUAGACAAGGGCUGGAACGACAAAGACACUGCUGUAAUGCAGAAAAUGGUUGCCGACCCGACGAUGACGUGGAGUUGGAAGAAGAGGGUCGGGGCCAAGAGCGGAUGCGGAUGUGGCAAAGCCCAUUGAAGUGUACUACGAAGAGAAAUAGUGGUAUGAUAAGAUACAGUCUAAUUAAAUAUAGAUGAAGACA